UCUCACGAGAUGUCGCGAGAUGCCAAGGGCCAAUCAGCAACGCGCCUUCGUGUAAAUGUUCAAAAAACAUGGCGGUGAUGUAGGAGAGCACUCUUACCUGAGUAACGUUACCCACGCGUUUUCUGGAUCUAAACCAAAUAUCGCAAAGAUUUUUUCCCACUAGUUCAACCAAGUUAUGACUACUGGAGCGGUAUUGUUUAUACUAGUUAAAAUAAGUCAUGACCGACUCGAGGAACAUCGGUGUGCGCCAUGUAUCAGAUGCGAGAGAAAGUCCGAGCAGAACUUCCACAGUUUCCCAGAACAAGAUGAAAACAAAGAGACGAAUGAUCGGACUCCAACAGUCCCAGUCUCCGUCUUGUCACACUUCAUACAACUGUCGCAAAGAUUUUACCACCCCAAAACGCCGACCAAGAAUCCGAUUCAACGGUUGUUACAGUGGAGAUUCGCCUAAUGAGACUGAAUUCUCUCAGGACAUCAUCUGGGACACCAACUCACCAUCUCAGAACCUGAAUGGACAAGGAGACGGGAGAGUCAUUGAAAUAUCGGAGAUUGUCAGUAGAAUUGCACCAAAAGUUAAGAAGGCAAAUGAAGGGGACUUAGUGCUCCAGUGGAUUGGAGAUGGUGCCAUACCCUGCACUCCAGAGAUCAGACAGCCCAGAGUCCGGAGGAUCCCAGCACGGCAGAGCAAUGUUGAGGACCUCAUGAAACUUGCCAAGCAGUUUGACAUCAAUAUGACUCGCCAGGACAAAGAGAAAAAACAGGAGAGCACACUCAAUAAGAUACAAAGUGAUGGUAAAGCGACAAUGGAAAGAUCAACAUCUGUCAAAGUCUCAUCAGAACAACUGCCCAGCUGCUCAUCUCAAGCCCGUCAGGAAGAGGCGGAGCUUCAGGCGUUGUUUGACGGUCCCACUCAGCACAUAACUGGGAGGCUGAGCCCACAGUCAGUAAACUGCACACCAGAAAGCAAAACUGAACCUGUAGCACGGGCAGAACAAAAGUUCAAGAGCGCUCCUGUAGAUGCACCUAAAACCACAAAGGUGGACUUUGAUGAUGACUGGGAAAACGACGAUCUUCUGAAUGACUCGUUUGUGUUGGAAAUGACACAGAACCCAGUUCCUUUGAAUGUAGCUCAGAAACCGAGCACUGCUCAGCCUGAGUCUUGCUCUAGCAGAUGUAAUUUUGUGGCCAAGGUUCAACCAUCUGUAAACUUCUGCUUAGAGACUCAAAAGAGCAUUAGAAAAACCAGCACCUUUACCAAGACACUUCCUGAAGUUCAGACAUCUAAUCAAAGCACUUUUAGAUCAAAGCCGCCUGCUUCUGCCCAGAAUCAUACUACUGACAAGCUGCUAAAGAUUUCACCUGUGGACCAAGUGAAGCAGCAAACACAUUCAUCCCAGAGCACAAGACCAGUUCAGCUUGAAGGAAUCACCAAAGAUUGUGGAGUUUCAAGUCAGGCUUCUUCUGCUAAGUUUGAUGGGGUUUCAGAGGAGGACAUGAAGUCUCUGUUUGAUUCCGAUGCUCUGUGGAAUGACGAAGCAGAGGAUAAUCUCCUUUGGCAGGCUUGCGAUGACAUGGAGAAGUUAUCGGCGAGUCAGGAAGAGCAAAGACAUAACGAGGAGUACAAAAAACUUGCACAAUACAAAUCAAGAAGCAUUGCAUCUAAAGCACCUUCCACUUCUGACACCAUUCGUGCUCCGACCACGGGCAUCAACAAUAAGAGCCAACCACGAGAACCCACAAAGUCCACACGCAUCUUUGCCCGCUCAAAUUCAGUACCGUGUACAAACAGCAGUUCUGGACUGAAACAGGACUGCAGUGUGUUGCCGGGAACUAAAAGUUCUUGCUGUUGUUUGUUGGGAAGUAGUGGUGAGUAUUAUUGA
Molecule: messenger RNA, 1880 nt
Organism: Cyprinus carpio (common carp)
Lineage: Eukaryota; Metazoa; Chordata; Actinopteri; Cypriniformes; Cyprinidae
Product: ETAA1 activator of ATR kinase b
Exons: 5
Coding region: 219-1880 (553 amino acids)
Source: RefSeq, a predicted model, not a curated record